Castor canadensis (American beaver) is the source of this 2243-nucleotide messenger RNA. It is a transcript of the gene Polr3c, whose product is annotated as RNA polymerase III subunit C. Gene Ontology annotation, molecular function: single-stranded DNA binding. The record is from RefSeq and is a predicted model, not a curated record. Lineage: Eukaryota; Metazoa; Chordata; Mammalia; Rodentia; Castoridae. Gene Ontology annotation, cellular component: RNA polymerase III complex. Gene Ontology annotation, biological process: DNA-templated transcription.
GGGCUCCCCCUGUGCUCGGGCGGCCAGCCGGCCCGGGCGUCCGGAAGCCGUUGCGCCGAGCGCCGCAGCGUCAGACGUCGGAGCCGGUGAAUCAGCGCCGACCCCGAGGUUAGUGAGAAACGCGGUGGGAGCCCGGCGGCCCCAAGUCUGAGGAACCCGGGGACCACGUCAGGACCCAAGCCAGCACCUCGGAAACCCUCUCUAGGGUGGCACAGGGUGUAGGGAUGUUCUCUAAAGACAUGUGUGGGUGAUUUAUCUCUUCGGUGAUAGCGAGGCAGGCACUGCAAGGACUUGGCUUCUGAGGAGCAGUGUUUGGGAAGUAAUCAUAAAAUGAACAUCCGUUUCUGACCUAAAUUGUCAAGGAGGAGAAAUUUAAGAAUUAAAUUCUGCACUGCAAAGAACAUAACUUCAUCUCUUUCAAACACCUGUUGAGAAGCCCUUUUUUACCUCAUUUGUUUUUUUCUGAAUCGCAUUUCAUCUUUAUGGAUUGGAAAUGACUCGUGUUUACUCCCACUGAGCUGUUAAUUCUUUUAAAUCGAAGUUCCUACUCCCAGUAUAAUGACUCAAGCAGAAAUUAAACUGUGUUCUUUGUUGCUGCAAGAGCAUUUUGGUGAGAUUGUAGAAAAAAUUGGAGCUCACCUAAUCAGAACUGGCAGUCAGCCACUUAGAGUAAUUGCCCAUGACACAAAAACAUCACUGGAUCAGGUGAAAAAAGCCCUUUGUGUCCUCAUCCAACAUAACCUGGUGAUAUAUCAAGUACAUAAACGUGGUGUGGUGGAGUAUGAAGCCCAGUGCAGCCGGGUAUUGCGAAUGCUUCGGUAUCCCCGGUACAUCUAUACUACCAAAACGCUGUACAGUGAUACUGGAGAGCUGAUUGUUGAGGAGCUCCUGUUGAAUGGCAAAAUGACAAUGUCAGCUGUUGUGAAGAAAGUUGCAGACCGACUCACAGAGACCAUGGAGGAUGGCAAGACCAUGGAAUAUGCUGAGGUAUCAAACACAUUUGUACGACUGGCAGACACACACUUUGUACAGCGAUGCCCCUUGGUGCCUGCCAAUGAGAAUUCAGAUACUGGGCCACCACCACCUGCCCCCACCCUUGUCAUUAAUGAAAAGGACAUGUACCUGACUCCUAAACUGACCUUAGUAGGGAAAGGUAAAAGGAGGAGAUCAUCUGACGAAGAUGCUGCUGGGGAACCCAAGACCAAGAGACCAAAACAUACAGAUAACAAAGAGCCCAUUCCAGACGAUGGGAUUUAUUGGCAGGUGAACCUUGACAGAUUCCAUCAACACUUCCGUGACCAAGCUAUUGUCAGCGCAGUUGCCAAUCGGAUGGACCAGACAAGCAGCGAGAUCGUGCGGACCAUGCUCCGGAUGAGUGAGAUCACUACACCUUCCAGUGCCCCUUUUACCCAACCCUUGUCUUCCAAUGAGAUCUUCAGGUCCCUACCUGUUGGCUAUAACAUCUCUAAGCAAGUUCUUGAUCAAUAUCUUACUCUGCUGGCAGAUGAUCCACUAGAGUUUGUUGGAAAGUCUGGUGACAGUGGUGGAGGAAUGUAUGUCAUUAAUCUCCAUAAGGCAUUAGCAUCCCUAGCCACAGCUACCCUGGAGUCUGUCAUACAGGAGAGAUUUGGGUCUCGAUGUGCCAGAAUAUUCCGUCUAGUUUUGCAGAAGAAACACCUGGAACAGAAGCAGGUGGAGGACUUUGCAAUGAUUCCUGCAAAGGAGGCAAAGGAUAUGCUAUAUAAGAUGCUCUCAGAAAAUUUCAUAUCACUCCAGGAAAUUCCCAAAACGCCAGACCAUGCCCCAUCCAGGACCUUCUAUUUAUAUACUGUGAAUGUGCUGUCAGCUGCCCGAAUGUUGUUGCACAGGUGCUACAAGAGCAUAACCAACUUGAUAGAAAGGAGGCAAUUUGAAACCAAAGAGAACAAGCGUCUACUAGAAAAGUCUCAAAGGGUAGAAGCCAUCAUUGCAUCAAUGCAAGCCACAGGUGCAGAGGAGGUACAGCUGCAAGAAAUAGAGGAGAUGAUCACAGCCCCUGAACGUCAGCAGCUAGAGACCCUAAAACGUAAUGUCAACAAGUUGGAUGCCAGUGAGAUCCAGGUGGAUGAAACCAUCUUCUUGCUGGCGUCAUACAUCGAGAGCACUAUGAAGAGACAAUGACCCAGAGAAACAUCUUCCUCAAAAGAUCUGGGGGAUGGAAAGAAAAAAAAAGGAGGUGUCUGGAUGCACUCAUUGCAGUGGGA